AGAUAUAGAGAACGAAAUAUAGAGAACGUUGUUGGAGAUAAAGAAGAUAUAGAGGACGGAAUCUUUUAGAGUGUAGGAUAAAGAAUAUUUUUUUAAAGGAUGAAAUUUAGAGGACGUUGUUGGACAUAGCCUUACAACUCCAACUACGCAAAAAGUCUGUCGGUGAUACAGCAGCAGUCCAUAUCCUGGGGCCUGGUCUGUGACAAGACAAUCUCACUGAAGCGACGUCCGGUCAACAAGAGCUGGCGGCAGUUAUGAUUUCUGGAUGAUGCAGUGGAGCCAUGCCAGCUCGGGUUGACAUCGCCAUCUUGUAUGGAGUCAUGGGCUUGUGCACUCUCUCUCCUUCAGCGCAAGAGCACGAGUUCGUUUCAUCCUUGCUAUGGCUACUACCGCUAGUUCGCCAAUGGGGGCAGCGAAGCGCGUCGUCUGCUGGCGGCCAUCCGCGGCACCGCUGGCCACCUGCUUCUUCUCCCUCGCCGUGGCUACCCUCGCGGCGGCCAGCGACACCAUCCUCCCCGGCGGCGACGGCAUCUCCGGGAACCAGACGCUGGUCUCCCAGAACGGCGUGUUCGAGCUGGGGUUCUUCUCCCCGGGGACGGACAUAUACCACUUCCUGGGCGUGCGGAUCAGGAACAUGCCGGGGGACGCAGGCACCACCCCGACGUUCUGGUUCGGGGACCGGGUCUACAUCUCCGACCUCUCCAGCGCGGCGCUGCAGCUGAUCGGCGACCGCCUGUACAUCACGGAGAACGGCACUAACCUCUGGUGGUCAAGCGUGGCGGGCGCCGCCGCCGCCGCAUCGGCGGCAUAUUCCGCCGUCGCGGCGGUCCUCCUCGACAGCGGCAACCUCGUGGUCGUGGCGAGGGACCAAGCCAACUCGUCGUCGUCGCGGGUCCUGUGGCAGAGCUUCGACUACCCCGGCGACGCGCUGCUCCCCGGCGCGAGGCUCGGGCUCGACGGGGACACCGGAACCAACGUCUCGCUGACGUACAGGAACGCCAACUCGUGGCACAGCAGCAGCCUCAGCGUGGACGUGGACCCGCGCAGGAGGAACGGGUUCGUGCUCACCACCGACGGCUGGGACGUCCACCGGGGGACCUUCCCGGCGUGGAUGGUGUCUUCGCAAGGAAACGGCAGCUCGCUGGUGCUGCUCAACAACACCCGUCCGGGUCCGGGUCUGGGUCCGGCUGCGGACGGCGCAGGCAUGGUGGCGGAGCACCUGCAGCUGCACCUGGGGCAGGUGAGCCUACGGAGCUGGUCGAGUUCCGCUGGCUGCUGGGUGGCCCGCUGGACCUUCCCGUCCGACUGCAGAUCCAGCGCCUUCUUCUGCGGCCGUUUCGGCGUUUGCACGAGCGCCGGCACGUGUGCCUGCGUCGACGGAUUCGAGCCUUCGAAACCCUGCGAGUGGCAGCGCGGGUACUUUGUGGACGGGUGCACCAGGUCUCACCCGCUGAGCUGCACCGCAGACGAUAGUGGCCGCCAGGACGACUCGUUUCUGCUCCUGGACAACCUGCGAGGGCUCCCUUACAGUUCCAUCCCCCAGAACGAUACGGCGGCACAAGGCGACGAAGGCUGCAGAGAAGCCUGUGCAGGCAAGUGCUACUGCGUCGCGUACGCCUACGACGACUCUGGAUGCAAGCUGUGGUACAACUACCUGUACAACGUGAGCUUCGCUGCUACGCCUCCGUACAGCAAGGUUUACCUUCGUUUGGCUUCUUCUGAGCCCGUGGUCCAGAAAGGUCCGAGAACUGUAAGCAGCAUCGUGCUCAUGGCUGUCGGAUUGGCAGCAGCGGCAGCCUGUGUGAUAUCGAUACUGCUGGCGCUCCUACGGAGAUACAGGGACAGGAGAAAGUUCCAACAACGGGCGGAAGGUUCUCUGUCUGUCUACCCAUACGCGGAGGUGAGGAGAGCCACGAGGAAUUUCUCCGACAAGCUCGGCGAGGGGGGGUUCGGCUGCGUCUUCAGGGGGACGAUGCCCGGACCCGGACCCGGACCGACCGCCGUCGCCGUGAAGCGUCUCAAAGGGCUCGGGCGCGCGGACAAGCAGUUCGGAGCCGAGGUGCAGACGCUGGGAGUGAUCCGGCACACGAACGUCGUCCCUCUCCUGGGGUUCUGCGUGAAAGGGAGCACGAGGAUGCUGGUGUACCAGUACAUGGACAACGGCUCCCUGGACGCGCACCUCUUCUCGGGAAGCCCUUGCUGCCGGCUGCUGGACUGGGGCCUCCGGUACCGGAUCGCGCAUGGCGUCGCCAGGGGCCUAGCCUAUCUCCACGAGGAGUGCCAGGACUGCAUCAUACACUGCGACAUCAAGCCUGAGAACAUCCUCCUCGACGCGGAGUUCCGCGCGAAGAUCGCGGACUUCGGCAUGGCGAAGCUUCUCGGGCGGGAGUUCAGCUCCGCGCUGACCACGAUCCGGGGGACCAUGGGGUAUCUCGCGCCGGAGUGGGUGUCUGGGCAGCCUAUCACCAAGAAGGCAGACGUCUACAGCUUCGGCAUCGUGCUUCUGGAAAUAAUCUCGGGGAGAAGGAUGACAAGGAGACUGAAAUCUGGAAGCCAUCGGUAUUUCCCCCUCUAUGCUGCUGUCCAGCUGAACGAGGGGAACGUGCUGUGCUUGCUGGACCCUAGGCUGGAAGGGCAUGCCGAUGUCAGGGAGCUUGACGUCGCCUGCAGAGUUGCCUGCUGGUGUAUCCAGGACGAGGAGAACGACAGGCCGUCCAUGGCCCAAGUUGUUCGUAUGCUGGAAGGUGUUGUAGACGCUGAGAUUCCUCCAGUUCCGUCUUCGUUCAAGGACCUUAUUGAGGGUGACAACAGCAGCACAUGUUCCGAAGAAGGCUAAUGUUUUUUCUUUACUAUAUGCGGACAAUUGAUUAGGAUAGUUUAUUGUAUAUUGAAGGCUCAGAACAGAUAUGGUCCGUGUCUAGGCACUAGGUCUUUUCCCCCUGUUAGAUAUAUGGUGUGUGGAAAUUUGCAGUUCUUUUUCUUGGCUUAGGGCUAGUUUAGUAACUA
Molecule: messenger RNA, 3006 nt
Organism: Zea mays
Lineage: Eukaryota; Viridiplantae; Streptophyta; Magnoliopsida; Poales; Poaceae
Product: G-type lectin S-receptor-like serine/threonine-protein kinase
Exons: 1
Coding region: 380-2836 (818 amino acids)
Biological process (GO): recognition of pollen; protein phosphorylation
Molecular function (GO): protein serine/threonine kinase activity; ATP binding
Source: RefSeq, a predicted model, not a curated record